AUGGGCUCUCGAGUCGUCUCGUGUUCCCGCGAGGCCGUGACUGGUUGGCCAUGCCGCAGGUAUAAGCUGGAAUGUCAACACGGGCCGUUCCGGUGGGUGAUCCGGCGCCGCUACAAGCACUUCAGCAGCCUGCACAAGUCGCUGAGGCUCUUCCGCACGGCCAUGCGACUGCCGUUCCCCACGCGGCACCACAAGCUGCGCCGCAAGACCUACAUGCAGGGCAACAAGGCCAAGGAUCAGCCGGCAAUCCCCAGGAUGCCGAAGCGCGGCGACUCGAUGCUGACCGAGGACGAGCUGCCCGAGCGCAUGAAGCAGCUGGAGGAGUACAUUAACGCCGUGCUGCGCUCGCGGCUCUACCGCAACCACCACGACACGCUGGAGUUCCUGGAGGUGUCCCAGUGGUCGUUCGUGCACGAGCUCGGCAUCAAGGGCAAGGAGGGCCUAGUGCGCAAGCGAGUCGGCAGCAAGCAGGGCAACCGCGGCCCCGUCUACUGCGGCCUCUGCUUCAAGUGCCGCAAGUGCGCGGCCAACUGCUUCACGCUCUGGCGGAAGCGCUGGCUGAUGAUCAAGGACACGUACGUGGCGUACGUGCGGCCCCGCGACGGCUCGCUCCACUCGGUGAUGCUGAUGGAUAGCGGCUGGGACGUGAACCGUGGCAUCCUGGGCUCGGACACGGCCAAGUCGCUGACCAUCGUCAACUCCAGCCGCAACCUGCUCGUCUCCUGCUGGACCAAGCGCAAGGCCAAGGAGUGGAUGGACGCGCUGAAGCUCUCCUACGAGAAUUACGGCAAGGAGUUCGUCGAGGCGAACCGCUCUCGCUGGUACGUGGACGGCAGCACGUACUUCCGCGACGUGGCCGACACGCUGGAGGCGGCUCGUGAGGAGAUCUUCAUCACCGACUGGUGGCUCAGCCCGGAGAUCUUCCUCAAGCGGCAGGCGCUCGACUCCGAGUACUGGCGGCUCGACCAGGUCCUGCUCAGGAAGGCGAAACAAGGCAUUAAGGUGUACGUGAUGCUGUACAAAGAGGUGGAGAUGGCGCUGGGCAUCAACAGCUUCUACAGCAAGCAGAAGCUGAUGCAGCACGACAACAUCAAGGUGAUGCGUCACCCGGAUCACGCCAGCUCGGCCGUGCUGGUUUGGGCCCACCACGAGAAGCGGGUGGUGGUGGACCAGAACUAUGCCUUCGUGGGCGGCAUCGACCUUUGCUACGGCCGCUGGGACGACUUCUUCCAUCGGCUGACCGACCUGGGCAGCGUGGCGGACCUGGAGCGGGCCGGCCACUUCCAGGCGCCGGUCACCUCCAGCACGCCGGCCGGCUCUCAGCUGCCACACACGCUGCUGGCGCUGGCGCAGGGCACCAACAUGGUCACAAUCGGCACUGUCACCAACGCCGAGCAGGCCAAAGAGCUCCCUGUGGAGAUGCAACCGCACGUCAUGUCCGGAGAUGUGGUGGACGCGGCGCUGGCCCCAGGAUGCAGCGAUGCGGAGGGUGAGGACGGCCCGGCCGCCGCCGCCGAGGAGGCCGUGGUGGCCGAGAAGGCGCCGCAGGCACAGGCGGCUCCAGUCACCGCAGCCGUGGUCGCCGCCGAGGCCGGCAUGCUCGACGACGGCGGCAGACCACAGACACUGUGGUUCGGCAAGGACUACACCAAACUUCAUCGUCAGGACUUCAGCGCGCUGGACGCCCCGUUCAUGGACCAGAUCGACCGCCGCUCAGUGCCCAGGAUGCCCUGGCACGACAUCUCCACGGGCGUGGUGGGCUCGGCUGCGCGCGACGUGGCGCGCCACUUCAUCCAGCGCUGGAACGCUGUCAAGGUGGAGAAGCUGCGCUCUUCAACAUGGACUACGAGUUCCUGCUGCCCAAGGGCUACCAGACGUGCGACUCCAUACCGGAGGGUGCUCUCGACGCCCAGCUACAAGACAAGUAUCGUGCGAAGCGCCUCACAGUGGUCGGCCGGCAUCAAGGACACGGAGGACUCGAUCCAGCAGGCGUACGUCGACCUGAUCAGCCGCGCGCGACACUACAUCUACAUCGAGAACCAGUUCUUCAUCUCGCUCUGCGGCAUCAACGCCGACGUCAGCAACCGCGUGUGUGAGGCGCUCUUCCAGCGCAUCCUGCGUGCGCACAAUCGUCAAGAGAAGGACGGCUCCAAGUUCCGCGUGUUCGUCCAUCGUGCCCGCCGCUGCUUGCCGGGCUUCGAGGGCCCAGGUUGGGCACGGGGCCAGUUCAGCCUGCUGAAGCGGCUGCAGGACCGCGGCGUGAACGACCCGACCGAGUUCGUGAGUUUCCACGGCCUGCGCACCCACUCGGAGCUGGGCGGCAAGCCGGUCACCGAGCUCAUCUACGUGCACAGCAAGCUGAUGAUCGUGGACGACGACACGGUCAUCUGCGGCUCGGCCAACGUCAACGACAGGAGCAUGAUGGGCAACAGGGACUCCGAGGUCUGCAUGGUCGUGGAGGAUCUGGAGUUUGACGAGGGCGUGAUGAACGGCGAGGCGGUCAAGGUGGGCAAGUACGCGGGGGCCAUGCGCCGUCACCUGUUCAAGGAGCACUUGGGUCUGCUGGAGACGCCCAACGACGACGUGGACGUCAACGACCCGAUCAGCGACGCCUUCUAGGGCGUCUGGCUGAAGGCGUCCAGCAAGAACACGGACGUGUUCGAAAAGGUGUUCCGCUGCAUCCCGACCGACUCUGUCAAGAGCUUCGCCCAGCUGCAGACGUUCCAAGCGGAGGUGCCGCUGGUGCUGUCGUACCCGUCGCGCGCCAAGGAGAUGCUCAAGGACAUACGGGGUCACCUGGUGGACCUGCCGCUGGAGUUCCUGGAGUCGGAGGACCUCACCCCGGACCUGGGCACCAAGGAGGCGCUGGUGCCCACCUACAUGUGGACGUAGACGCGGCGCGAGGCAGGACCGCCCGCAGCGGUGGCGGCCGCCGUCGCCGUCAG
Messenger RNA from Pollicipes pollicipes, 2945 nucleotides. RefSeq names its product phospholipase D1-like. Gene Ontology annotation, biological process: phospholipid catabolic process; phosphatidic acid biosynthetic process; intracellular signal transduction. NCBI's taxonomy places the organism in Eukaryota, Metazoa, Arthropoda, Thecostraca, Pollicipedomorpha, Pollicipedidae. Gene Ontology annotation, cellular component: intracellular membrane-bounded organelle. Gene Ontology annotation, molecular function: D-type glycerophospholipase activity; phosphatidylinositol binding. The record is from RefSeq and is a predicted model, not a curated record.